Molecule: messenger RNA, 3684 nt
Organism: Juglans regia (Persian walnut)
Lineage: Eukaryota; Viridiplantae; Streptophyta; Magnoliopsida; Fagales; Juglandaceae
Product: protein FAR-RED ELONGATED HYPOCOTYL 3-like
Exons: 10
Coding region: 729-3272 (847 amino acids)
Biological process (GO): regulation of DNA-templated transcription
Molecular function (GO): zinc ion binding
Source: RefSeq, a predicted model, not a curated record
GGGAUGUGAGACUCAGAUUGAAACCCUAGAAUCUUAUAUUCCCAAAAGAGAAUGAAAGAAAGAGGGAGCCUUUUGAUUUUGGGGGAGCUUGCUUGCUUCGGUUUGGUCCACUCGCUCCACCCCGUCGCGUGAGAAAUUUUUUUCUGUACUCUCUUUUGCACUCAAACCCAUCUUCGUCUUGCUGAAUCUUCAUCUUCAUCUUCUUCGUGCGGAGAGUUAUUAUUACCCAGAGAGGUACUCUUCAAUUACUGUGAGAAGAUCUUGUUUUCAUUUCUCAGUUGUGUUUUUGUUGGGAGUAUGUUUUGGGGGGAAAGCGGUGAGUGACGUACAGUUAGACCCAAGUUCCAACAGACAAAACCCAUUCCCUAAUUUGACUUGCUACUCGCUCAGCGUGCGUGACCCAAACCCUAAAACAUUUCCCCCUUUUCAAUAAAAACGCUCUUCCCCACACGCGCGCCCCUGCUUCCCAGCUUUUUUUCCUCAGAUGCCAUACUUCAUACUUGACGAAAUGAAGACUUUUAAAUUUUGACUGGGAUAUCAAAGUUCCUUUCAGCAAAUGAACCUAAAGCUAUUGACACAGUUUAGAAGCACAAAGCAGGUUUCAGAAUGUGAGCAUGAGCAGAAUGUGAGCCGGACCAAGAAGGGACAAACUUUGCCAGAUUCAAGGUUUUAAGAGUGUUUGAAGGUAACAUUGGAUGGUCAUUUGCCAGGCGUGAUUUAUUCUCAUCAUGGACAUAGAUCUUAGACUCCCUUCUGGCGACCAUGAUAAGGAAGAUGAACCAAAUGCAAUCGAUAACAUCUUGAAUGGUGAUGAGAAACUGCAUAAUGGAGAUGUAGAAGGUGAAAAUAUGGUUGAUGUUGGAAUGGACGUACGUGUUGAAGAUGGUGGGGAUUUGAAUUCUCCCACAGUGGAUAUGGUAGUGUUUAAAGAGGAUACGAAUCUUGAGCCUCUUUCUGGUAUGGAAUUUGAAUCUCAUGGAGAAGCUUAUUCAUUCUAUCAAGAAUAUGCUCGGUCUAUGGGAUUCAACACUGCAAUACAAAACAGCCGGCGUUCUAAGACUUCAAGAGAAUUUAUUGAUGCCAAAUUUGCUUGUUCUCGAUAUGGGACCAAGCGAGAGUAUGACAAAUCCUUCAAUAGACCACGUGCCAGACAGAACAAGCAAGAUUCAGAAAAUGUGACUGGUCGACGGUCAUGUGCAAAGACAGACUGCAAAGCAAGUAUGCAUGUGAAGAGAAGGGCAGAUGGAAAAUGGGUUAUACAUAGUUUCGUCAAGGAGCAUAACCAUGAGCUAUUACCAGCUCAGGCUGUGAGUGAACAAACAAGGAAGAUGUAUGCUGCAAUGGCUAGACAAUUUGCCGAAUACAAAAAUGUGGUUGGUCUCAAGAAUGACCCCAAAAACCCAUUCGAUAAAGGUCGGAAUUCGGCACUAGAGGCAGGAGAUGCUAAGAUUUUACUUGAUUUUUUUGCACAGAUGCAAAGUAUGAAUUCUAACUUCUUUUACACAGUAGAUCUGGGAGAAGAUCAGCGGCUGAAAAAUUUGUUCUGGGUUGAUGCCAAAAGUAGGCAUGACUAUAACACUUUUAGUGAUGUAGUGUCAUUUGAUACUACUUACAUUAGAAACAAAUAUAAGAUGCCUCUCGCUUUAUUUGUUGGGGUGAAUCAACACUAUCAGUUUAUGUUGCUUGGAUGUGCCUUGAUAUCAGAUGAAAGUGUGGCAACAUUUUCUUGGUUAAUGCGGAUGUGGCUGAAAGCAAUGGGUGGGCAAGCUCCGAAAGUAAUAAUUGCUGACCAUGACAAAGCCAUUAAAUCAGCUGUUUUGGAGGUCUUUCCUGAUGCUCGUCAUUGCUUUUGUUUGUGGCAUAUAUUGGGGAAGGUUUCUGAAAAUUUUGGUCAUGUAAUCAAACAGCAUGAAAAUUUUAUGGCAAAACUUGAAAAAUGCAUCUUCAAGUCAUGGACAAAUGAAGAGUUUGAAAAAAGGUGGUGGAAAUUUCUUGAUAGAUUUGAACUCAAAGAGGAUGAAUGGAUGCAGUCACUAUAUGAAGAUCGUAAAUUAUGGGUGCCAACAUACAUGAAAGAUGUGUGUUUGGCUGGGUUGUGUACAGUUCAGCGAUCAGAAAGUGUUAAUUCCUAUUUUGAUAAGUAUGUGCAUAAGAAGACCACUGUUCAAGAAUUUGUGAAACAGUAUGAAUCAAUUCUACAAGAUCGGUAUGAAGAGGAAGCCAAAGCAGAUUCUGACACGUGGAACAAACAGCCUGCAUUAAAAUCUCCUUCACCUUUGGAGAAGAGUGUUUCAGGGGUGUACACACAUGCAGUGUUCAAGAAAUUUCAGGCUGAGCUUCUAGGAGUAGUUGCUUGUCAUCCUAAAAGAGAAAGCCAAGAUGAUAAUACAGUCAUUACUUUCCGAGUUCAAGAAUUUGAAAGGAGUCAAGACUUUUUUGUUAUAUAUAAUGAAAUGAAAUCUGAAAUUUCCUGUAUAUGUGGGUUAUAUGAGUACAAAGGUUAUCUUUGUAGACAUGCAAUGAUUGUUCUUCAAAUUUGUGGCCUUUCUGCCAUCCCAUCCCAAUAUAUUUUGAAACGGUGGACAAAAGAUGCAAAGAGCAAGCAUUUGUCGGGAGAAGAAUUGGGACUAGUACAAUCUAGGGUACAACGAUACAAUGAUUUAUGUCAACGCGCAAUGAAACUGAGUGAAGAGGGAUCUCUUUCUCUGGACAGUUUUAGUUAUGCAAUGGGUGCACUAGAUGAAGCUUUUGGAACCUGUGUGAAUAUGAAUAAUUCUAGUAAGAGCCUCACAGAAGCUGGCACAUCAGACACACAUGGUCUACUCUGCAUUGAAGAAGACAACCAAAGUAGAAGCACGGGGAAGACAAAUAAAAAAAAGAAUCCAACGAAGAAAAGAAAGGUGAACUCUGAAUCUGAUGUUAUGACUGUUGGGGCACAAGAAAGCUUGCAGCAAAUGGACAAAGUAAGCUCAAGAGCAGUAACCCUUGAUAGCUACUACAGCACACAACAGGGGAUGCAAGGAAUGGUACAACUGAACUUAAUGGCACCAACACGUGAUAAUUACUAUGGGAAUCAACAGACCAUUCAGGGGCUGGGGCAAUUGAACUCAAUAGCACCAAGCCACGAUGGUUAUUACAGUGCUCCACAAAGCAUGCAUGGGCUGGGACAGAUGGAUUUUUUCCGAACUCCAACUGGUUUCACUUAUGGCAUUCGAGAUGAUCCCAAUGUGAGGGCUGCACAGUUGCAUGAUGAUGCAUCCAGACAUGCCUGAGAAACACGUUUCUCAUCAUAAAGGUGAGACCUAGAAGCUAAUUGUCUCUGUGAAGAACUGAAAAAUCUAUCAUGCCUGGUGGAUGGAACUGGAAGGAUCACGAUGUAGCCUCUUCCUUUGUUGUCUGUAAAAUAAGAUAAGAUUGAGUAGGCUGUUAUAUGUUCACCGUCUCUUUUGAUUAUUCCCUGAGAGUUGGAACAGAUUCGAGGUAGGGGGGGUUGUAUCUCUUGUAAAGUUUCUUGUAUUAUUAUUGUAUCUGUGAUAGGAGCAGCAGUCGAAAUCGGUACAACUUAACUAGUUCAUUAUCAUUGGCUAAUAUGCCAUCUUUGUAUUUUGUAGCCCACAAGUGUUGGCAGUUGCAAGAAUGUUGAAAAUUAGUUCACUUUGUUGAAUGUACCACUUCUGUUUACCC